Messenger RNA from Torulaspora delbrueckii, 3282 nucleotides. It is a transcript of the gene MLO127, whose product is annotated as Mlo127p. The record is from RefSeq and is a predicted model, not a curated record. Bases 1 to 3282 code for a protein of 1093 amino acids. The transcript has a single exon. Lineage: Eukaryota; Fungi; Ascomycota; Saccharomycetes; Saccharomycetales; Saccharomycetaceae.
AUGCGAAACAGGCAUAUGUUGGAAGAGGCCAAUGAGACACAUUGGAUUGUGGAUGUGCUACUUGUUGAUAAACAUGAUCUGCUGAUUGUGGAGCAGACGCGAAUGCGUCGGGGAGGUUAUGUCCUGAGAACGAAGACGAAUCUUGAAGAUAUACCAGUUGUUAAUUACUCUGAGAGCGUUAAUGUUGCAGCCUCUUUGUAUUACGAUUCCCUUUCUUCGAAAGAAUAUAUCAUUCUCCUCAAAAAGUCUGGAACUCUGGAAUUACUAGAUACUAAUCUUCAGAUAAUUGAUGUUCUGGAGACGGGCAUCGAACAAGGAGACAAUCCCAAAUUUAUUACAAUUGAUGAGAGGAGUGAGAGGCUUUUCAUAAACCUUGAAGAGAAUGCACUAUAUUCAGCAUCCCUCCACAGGACUGACUCUUUCAUCUCAUUUACCAAGAAUGCUGAAAAUCCAAGAAAAAUCUACGAAGCACCCAGCAGCAUAUCGUACUUCGAUGCAGAGUGGCACUUCGAAGUAAAAAGUGGAAAAGAGUUCGUUACCAUUGCCGCUAUUUUGCAGAGCAAUCAGUCAGGAACGCUGUUUGAAGUAAUACGACAGUCUCAGACAGAAUCGCGUAAAAAAAAACAGCGGUGGGAUUCCUUUGUAGAGCUAACCAAUUUGAACGAUUUGCAUGAUUCGAACAGGCCACAUGAUCUUGGGAGUGGUGCGACUUUAAAAUCCGUUUCCAAUAUAGGAUUUUUUAUCUUCAGCUUCAGGCAGAUUUAUUUCUUUGGCUUGCCAUCAGGUCCAGAUCACUACAUUGAUGGGUCGAAUAUUGGUAAGUACGUAUCAUUUAAAGGGCUCUCUAGGGAAAGUUUGCCUGAAGACAUAAAUGAUCUCGUGGAGAUGCAACCGAAUGUGUUUUUCAGUCAAAGCGCAAAAGGCCUCGAGUUCAAAUUAUUUGCCAACUAUCCCUUGGCAGUCACUGCAAAUUUAGACCUUGUCGUUGAGAACCCCGAUAGAUAUGAAUGCUGCUGGAGAGAAUUGACAAGCGCUUGCACAGUGGUUACUAAUCACAUAGCGACAACGCACAAAGUAAAUGUUUUUCCUCUGAGUCAUCAAACCUGCGUUCUAUGGGACCGCUGGAGCGGAUUGGAAUUUAUUGACAAUAAGUCGCUGUCAUGGGAAUACUUUAUUGGCUUCUCAGAACCAUCAGCACUCUAUUCUGCCAAUGUUGGAUUUGAUUUCCCAAAGUUGGUCAGCUCUUGUGCAUUGGAAGGGAACAAGGGAAGUUUACAGGUUUUUUCUGAAGGCUAUGAACAGCUGUUGAAUGAUGAGAUCAUUUUCUCCUCGGAUGAAGAGAUUUGUGAUAUUUGGCCUACAACACAGAGUCUUUGGUGGAAGACGAAAGACGGCAAGCUGAUUAGCGAUGGUGUUGCCGUCAAGACAGAACACGAUAUAAUACACGUUACGUCCAAUGAUGAGCUGUUAGCAAAGAAUCCUUCUAUAGCGACUGUAGCUGAUAUAUGGGAGGACAUGCACGGUAACUAUGUAUAUUUGUCCGACGAUGGGAGAGUACGGUGGAGCGGAAGUACCUUGUCUGCUCAAAUACCAAUGGGCAAGAAGCAUAUCAUGGAACCAUUCAUAUUGGCCUGUAGGAGACAGCAUGAUAGCUCACUUUUGACUUGCAUUGGUCUGAACGAUAGGCUCAUUAUUUUGAGAGACGACUCGGUUAUUACCAGAGGUUGGACAGAUGUGCACGCAGACAUCUCGAGCAUAUUUAUUAUCCCUGAAAGGAGUGCGCAGUACAUUAUUCUAGGGACUCGGAAUGGAAGGAUCAAAAUAUUCGACAUAGGCACACUUAACAUUACUGAGUCAAUUAGAGUGGGUUCCAAAAAAAUUGGCUUAUGCGCCAUUCCAAGAACUCCUUACGUUUUCGUUUAUUCAAAUGAUGACCUUCUGGUAUUGGAGAUCCACCAAGGAGGAAAAUGCAGCGUGACCAGAGUUAAAACAGAUGCUAGAAUAACUCUUAUGCGAGCCACAUGUACUUCAGAAGUUUACGUUGUUGGCAGAGGAGGGCUAUUCUCUCGCUUUAGAAUGCCAACUGAACUUGGAAAACCAAAGCCAAUUCAUCAACGUAUAGAUACUAGCUCUAAAUGUUUUUCCAAAUUUACAUCCUUUACAUGUUCGAAUAGGCUCAUUGUGACAAGUGCCCAAUCUUCGCACUAUAGUCAUGCACAAACACGUUACAUGAAUUCCGCCCAUUUGCUUCUGCAUGACGUUGACUCACAAAUGCAGCUGCACUGUUAUGAUCUGUCGAAGAAUUAUCCCCAAGCGACCAUAGCAGAUAUUGCAGCAGUUCCCUAUGAAAUACCUCCAUCUGUCGGAACGCUGCCUCAGAAGCUACCUUCAUACGCAGAAAGGUUGACACUUAGCAAAUGUUUUAUCGUUUCGCUUAACUAUGAAACAGCUGAUGAUGAUUCUUUGGCGAAUCUGCUACUUUUUUCAAUUGAUGAAAACAACUGCAGCAUCGAUUUCCAUCUUAGCCUUAAUACUAUGUUUUCCAUCACGGCGGUGAGUAACUAUUAUAAUAACAUGUUUCUGGUUGCCGGGGAAUGUUUGCAACUUUUUGACAUAAGUUACCUUGUUCAAGAGAAUACUUUCAGAAUUUUACCAAAAUCCAACCCACUACUCCUCAGCGGGUAUCCAACCAAAAUUCUUGGCGGUUUGCCUAAUAUUUCGAGUUCAGAGCAGCUUCUUAAGUUCAGCAAUGGUGGCACCGAUCACAGAAUCCUAAUUUCAAACUUGUUAAAAGGACUACAAGAAUAUAAAGUAACACCCGAUGAGACCAAGGUGGUGCAUUCCUCAGAAAUUCCCAAAAAAUAUCUAAUACGUCCUACUUCAAGCUCAGAGAGGAAUUUUCCAUCUAUCGAUAGCACUUUUGGAAGCAAUCGCAUGAUAGUUGACUGCUCUUGGUCACAGAUCGGUAAUAUUGUAUGGUUUGCAACCGCCUUUUCGGAUUGCAAUUUGGAAGUACUAUGCAUCAAAGAAGGUGAGGAGGCUGAUGAUGAAAGAAAAGUUUCCAUCAAGGUUGAAAGCCAAAUUACAAGCGUCGUUAGCCUUUGGCCUAAACGGCAGGCGCUAGAUCAUCGCAGAGAGGUUUUUGUGCCAGGAUCAGGGAAUAGGCAUUUAUUCAGUAUCACGACAGCUCGAGGUAGCGUCUUCAUACUAAAAGAGGCGACUCUAAUGCACGUAAUCCGCAUACAAGAAGAAGCAGAAAAUAAAAUCGAAGACUUGAACUGA